Helianthus annuus (common sunflower) is the source of this 1151-nucleotide messenger RNA. RefSeq names its product syntaxin-52. NCBI's taxonomy places the organism in Eukaryota, Viridiplantae, Streptophyta, Magnoliopsida, Asterales, Asteraceae. Gene Ontology annotation, molecular function: SNAP receptor activity; SNARE binding. The record is from RefSeq and is a predicted model, not a curated record. Bases 200 to 898 code for a protein of 232 amino acids. Gene Ontology annotation, cellular component: SNARE complex; endomembrane system. Gene Ontology annotation, biological process: intracellular protein transport; vesicle fusion. The transcript has 6 exons.
CAACCCAGUGCACAUUAUAUCUCGUCAGAUAUAAAAUUAUUAAAGUAAAUGCAGACGACGACGAUCAGGAAAGACAAUCUCGCCGGUUAACGGUGGCGACGUGUGUCUCAUACUUUAAUUACCAUCUUUUCAAUCAGGUUCUUCGAUUAACAACUUCAAUUUUGAUCCAUCAAUCCGUAUAGCCGUUUCGUUGAGAUAAAUGGCGUCUUCGGCGGAUCCAUGGACGAGGGAAUAUAGUGAGGCUUCUAAACUUGCUGAUGAUAUCACCAACAUGAUAUCGGAGAGGAGUUCGUUUGGGACAGGGCCGGAAGCACAGCGGCAUUCGUCCGCGAUUCGGAGAAAAAUCACGAUAUUAGGGACCAGGCUUGAUAGCUUACAGUCUCUUUUGACGAAGCUUCCUGCUAAACAACCAUUAACAGAGAAAGAAAUGAAUAAACGCAGGGACAUGCUUACAAAUUUGAGAACAAAAGUAACACAGAUGGCCUCUACAUUGAACAUGUCAAACUUUGCUAAUAGAGACAGCUUGCUUGGGCCAGAUAUUAAGCCAGCUGAUGCCAUGACCAGAGUAUCUGGUUUAGACAACUCUGGUAUUGUUGGGCUUCAGAGACAAAUUAUGAGAGAACAAGAUGAAGGGCUAGAGAAACUGGAGGAAACAGUGAUAAGCACCAAACAUAUUGCUUUAGCGGUCAACGAGGAACUUGACCUGCACACUAGACUCAUUGAUGACCUGGAUGAACACGUAGAAGUUACAGAUUCCCGACUCAAGAGAGUGCAGAAGAAUUUGGCUAUUCUGAACAAGCGAACCAAGGGCGGUUGCUCCUGUUUGUGCAUGCUACUGUCGGUGAUUGGGAUUGUUGUCCUGGUUGUGGCUCUUUGGCUGAUCAUAAAGUACUUGUGAAUGUGAAGUGUAUCUACCUAUGUUUUGUGUGAAAAAUGGCUUCUUAUGCUGGUGAUUCGAGUGCUUUGCUUGUGUAGUUAUUCAUGUUCUGUUUAAAAUGAAACAGCUUUUGAGUGCAUAUAUGCUGGUUUCUUGAAUGUUUGAUGCUAUUUCUACUGUGUUCGUGUUACCGAAAAACAAAAUUUGAGUUGCUAAAUCUUUGUUGUUUAGUCAUUUAUUGUGAUAAUUCAAGUUGCUGAAUGUCUCGACUUUC